Symbiodinium sp. CCMP2456 is the source of this 3300-nucleotide messenger RNA. NCBI's taxonomy places the organism in Eukaryota, Dinophyceae, Suessiales, Symbiodiniaceae. The record is from the annotation of a GenBank genome assembly.
AUGCACUCCGAAGAGGGUCUCUUUGUGAACCAUCCGAACUCACCUUCCUGGCUUUCCAAUAUGCCGCAGCACACCAAGGAUGUCUUCUGCGUCAAUAUGUUCUGCUUGGAUCAGGCCUACCAGACGCAAGCUUUGGAUUUCCUUCUGCCGGCAUUUUCUCUGUUCCCCGACAAGGACUACUGCAUCAUUACGCAGCCGCACACGGCGCCGAACUCUCCGCUUCUGAAUGCGUUUUCGAUCGUGCCCCCGCAGCCGCAGAACACCUUCGGCCAUGUGCUCUUCUUGAUCCAUCGAGCCGCACUGUUGGGGCCGCCUCAGGUGUCGCUUCUAAAGCCUCACCUUCUCGAGAGCGUGAAACCGCUUCUGGAGGUUUUUGAAGAGGAGACUCAGAAGGCAGCAACGAUCGUCAAGGUCGCACGUGAAAGCUGCGUAGCGGUUGAUACGCAGCGGGUAGACAUCCAGAGCUACCUGGUUUGGUUCUGUGAGCACAGAAAUAGUGAUCUGGAAGUCUUCGUGGCGGAGUUUGACGAGCAGGACGCUCAGGCUUCCACGGCGAGCCCGUUUUGUGCCCUGCGCUUUGAGAUGCCGGGAGUCAGGGUGACUGGUCCAGAACUUUGGAACAUGUGUUAUACUUUGUUUAAGAGCAUCCGGAUCAUGAUGUUCCAACUUUAUGGCCUCUGCUUUAGGUUGAGAUGUUGUUACCACUUGGACGACUACCUGCUGGUCGAACACCAUGAGAGCGGCAACAUGAACAAGGGCCAUGUGCGCUUGCUUCACUGGGUAUUGAACCCGCUGUUUCAGAACUACACCCGGCGGCUAUUACAGGGCGUGCUGCGGAUCUGCGGCAAGACAGCCCUUUUCGUCCAGAGCCGAGCCUGCCUUGUGGCACAAAGCACCGUUGCUUCUUUCUGCAACAUCGAGGAAGAGCUUCCCACCGAGGAAGACAUCCUUGAAAAGGAGCGGCAGGAGUUGCUCAGGGACUCGGAGCAGACAAAGGCUCUCUCCAUCGUCGCGAAGAAGCUGCCGGACGCCAAGCGGCUCAGUGAAACGAAAAUCCCAGUGAAUGCUCGCAUCGUUGUGGUGGGCGCGAGCGACUGCGGCUUGUCCUUCUUGGAGAGCUUGCUGAGCAUCCCUCACCUCCUCUUCAACUCCUUGACACUCCUUGCUCCUGGUGGCUUGGAGUAUCACCACGCUCAUCAUCUGCCUUUGGUGGCAGGCACGGCGGCGUACUCGCACCAAGAGCUGCGGCGCAUUAUGCUGGAGCUCAGGGUGCGUAUCUUGGACAGCCGGAUGGUCCAGAUCGACCGCCAGCAGAAAUGCUGCAUCCUCCACGAUGGAUCCAUGCUGCCCUACGACUACCUGGUGGUGGCCACAGGCUUGCAAGACGACUCGCUGCACGCUCUGAAGAUCCAGUCUAUGGGAGUGGAGCAUGUGACCGACGGCUACCGCCGGGUCAAUGGCGCGAUGUCGGCUGCAGACCCCUCUAUACGAGAUUUGCUUGUGGAGGGCGGCACGCUCGUCAAGUCAUUGAUCUGGAACCCACUCUCCUAUGCUGUGGUCUACGGGCGGUCCCUGAAUGCCUACUGCGUGGUGCAAGGGCUCCUCCUGCGACAGGUGCCGGCAAAGAAGAUUAUCCUGGUGCUACCGGCGCGGCUCCAGGCGCAGGCCACGGCCCAACAGGGGCUAUCUGUGGACGCCUUCUACGAGGGCGACGAGGUGGAGAAAAAGAUCCACCACAUCCUCGAAACCAUGGGCCUUAAGGUUUACGAAGGCUACCGCCUCCUGGGCAUCCAGCAGUGCACGAGAGACCGCCUGAAGGGCCUCAUUUUGGAGGAUCAGAACGGUGGGGAAGUCGCCCCUCGGCCGGCAGAAGAGCUGGCGGCCGCAGAGCGCGAGCGGGAGAAGAGGUUCCCCGCUCCCGAGGCCGCGCGGGCGCCCAUGGGCAUCAUGGAGGAUUUCGGGGCGAGUCCGGCCGGUCUCCCGCAGAAGCUUUUGGCCUGCCGGCUUUGCAUCACCGCCGACGCGCUCAACGUCGACCCCGAUAUUUUCAACUCGGUGCACGGAAACGGCCUCGUCUACGACGGGCGGCUGAUCGUGGACCACAACUUCUGCUCCACGGAUCCUGGCAUCUUCGGGGCCGGCUCCCUCUGCGAGUUCAGCCGCCGCUUCCAGCGGAAGGACGCCGCGCGAUACCUGAGACAUGAUGGCUUCAACGGGCGUGAGGAGAAUCCAGAUUUUCGAGGGAUCACAAGGGGUGGCCCCGUGGCUUUUGCCAUGUCCUCGGACAGCGAGACGGAGCUGAUGCCUACUUUGGCGGAUGCCUAUCGCCUCGCCUUGGAUCACCUUCAACUGCAGGGUCUUGAUGACCCUCCACCGGUUGAAGCUCGCUCGGCACAGUUGCUGGUACUCUUGGAUCUGAACGGAAUUCUGGUCCGAUGCCCUCCACUGCGAAAACGACUUAAGUGUCCAGACCAGCAGGUCGUCGAGAUCCGUCGCCCACCGGGCGACAAUGGUUUCAGUUCCUGGGCCUACACCCGUCCGAAAGAGGUCCGCAGGCUGGUCGAUUUUCUAUCCGAGCAACCCAUACUUUGGGGGAUUUACUCCACGAUGACUCGCUGGAAUGCAGAACAUGUUCUGCGCGGUGUGUUUCAGGAAGCUGGCGUUCCAAUUAGGGAAGCAUCGUCGAGGAGCCGCACUCUACCCAAGCAAAGUCUAGAGUAUGAACAUCCAGAUCAUCCAGCUGGCCACAACUGGUUUUGGUUCUUUACGCAGGAGGACCACCACGAGUAUGAUCCGAACAGCCCACCUUUUCCUGGACAUGCAGGGCUCUCAGCAAAGACACCCGGGGUGAAUUCGGGUCACGGUCAGUCGCUGCUGACCGCAGGGGUCAUAAACGAUGUCCAGGAAUACCUAGACGCUCGAGGGUUUGAGUCUAGAGUGUGCCCCAUUCUCGUAACUGCUGCACCGAAGAAAACCAAAUUGAUUCGGGGCCUCAACCUUCUCAUCGAAGACUACGAUGACCAGGCGGUCGAAGCCGGCAAGAAGACUGGGCUAAGGAGGGUCGAGACUGCUGUGCGCACGGCCCUCCGCGACCUGAAUGCCGUUGGGACUCUGCUGAUUGAGGCAAACACAGCUUUCCUCUUCAGAAGGAGGCUGUGUGGGCUCACGGUUCCACAGCACAUGAAGGAUGACAAGGUGGACUCCCAAAACCAUGACAACGAGAGCCCGGAUAUGUAUAAGACGAUCGACUUCAAGAUUAUUGACUUUCUGGAUCCCCUUUUAAGUGCAGGAGACGAUUGA